UUACACUCCAUUUGACAUGUCGUGUGCAAAGGGUUAAUGUUAAACCUGAAUGGUGUGUAGAAAAUAUAUUAAAAUUAUUGCAUUAUUCCACUGAUCCAUUAUUAUCCAUUAUUAAGUUUGAAGGAGAAUAUUCUCUUUUCUUUCUUAAAAAGAAUAUAGUAAACAAUUAAUUUCUCUUUCUCAGGCAACUUACAAUUAGUUUAAUUAUUGCGCGAUUUUAUUAUUUUUAUACUUGUCUAUUUCAAAUAUAAAAAUAGAUAUAAACUUUUUCGUAGAGCCGUACAAUUAAAUAGGUUUUGUAGCGUGGAGCUCAAUGGGUUUUUGUCCAUGCUAACGUGCAACCAAACAGGGCAGAUCCCUAAUUUUAUAGGAUCUUGUCUAUGCUAGCUUGUGCCACCUUCAGCACUUGGCCGUAUGAUGCAGCACUAGUUCGAAAAUAACUAGAACCAUAAGCGUGAGCAUUCUCGUUUCCUCUCUGAUUGUAUUAGAGAUAUAACUUACUGAUAUAACUUAAAGUUUAGGUUUGCCAUUGGUAGUGAUAAAUGCGGCUUGGAUCAGAAUAUUUUAUAACCGCGAAUAAUGUGUUUAAAUGACAAUUUUUACAAGUUAUUACUUUUAUUGUUAUGUAGAUUUUCUUAAAUGUGAAAACAAUGUGUUCAUAAGUGUAUAAGAAUAUAUUUUUACAAUUUAUUGUAUAAAUUGGUAUUGCCGAGCUGGUACGAGUCAAUGAAUUAGAUUUUACUUCGAUCGUGUUUAAAGCAUUAUCAGAAAAAAGUUAAAAUGAAUAUUAACGUAAUGUUGGAUGAACAUUUGACAAGUCAUAGUUGUGUGAAACUCGUAAUUGAAUUCCUGAAAUAUAUUUUAUAUCAGAAACAGCAAAUACCCUUUACAUACGAUUCACUAUCUAAGUUACAAAUGAAAUCAACGGACAGAAAUUCGUCUGAUAUAAAAACAUUAUUGAAUUCUUUGAGAAGCACCUCAGAACAGUUAAAUUCGCAGUUUCAUCUAAAAGGCUGUAAAAUCAAAGAAAUUGCUAUACUUAUUGGUGCUACAAUAAUAUCACCAAGAUUACACAUCCGAAUUGAAUUUCCAUCUGAUAUUCUUAGUAGCCAAGAACACUUGGAAUGUAAACAUGCAUCUAGGAAGCCACUGUUAAGUUUAAUGAGGUCAAUGUUGGAAUGUCCAGCAUUUCAAGAUGCAUUGACUUUACCAUUGCAUCCUACAAACACCUUUGUGCUAAUACAAAAGAGUGAUAGUAAUUCAGUGUCAGAGUUCUUUUUACCUAAACCGCUAUAUGUACCUUCCAAACAGAACUCAAAUUAUUUUGUAAUUAAACUGCAACACAAGGAUCAAGUAAAAAUAGACUGUAAUUGCAUAAAUGUAGUGAAAGUUUACAACGAAGUGUCCGAGUCUAAUACUAACAUAGAUAAAGACAUUGAAUUUUUAAAUAAUUCUAAUGUGAGUAUCACACAUGUUCCCUAUCAAUGGUAUCAAUCUAAAGAAGUGAUUAAAGGGUUUAAGUUUACAAGAUGACCAUAGUUUUAAGAUCUAAUUUUAAGAUAACCAAUUAAUAAAAUUAUAGUAAAUUUUUAAUAAAUAUGGAGCAUUAGAUUAAUUU
Messenger RNA from Bombus impatiens (common eastern bumble bee), 1618 nucleotides. Its product is annotated as MAD2L1-binding protein. Gene Ontology annotation, biological process: regulation of exit from mitosis. The coding region runs from base 781 to 1533 and encodes 250 amino acids. The transcript is spliced from 2 exons. Gene Ontology annotation, cellular component: nucleus. Lineage: Eukaryota; Metazoa; Arthropoda; Insecta; Hymenoptera; Apidae. The record is from RefSeq and is a predicted model, not a curated record.